AUGGAGAUCCCCAGCUGGCUGCUGCUGCUGCUGCUGCUGCUGCUGGUGCUCGGCGGCGGGGAGGCUGUCUACACGCCAUGGGGCGACUUCUACGUGGAGCAGGAGACCGACUACCACAGCCCGGCCUCGCUCACAGGGCGGAAGGGUUCCCCGACGGGCGUCUCUUCGGCGGUGGCGUUCAGCCGGGCCCUGGAGCCGGACCACGCGGCUGAGCUGGUCGCGAAGGGGCGCGCCGAGGCCGCCGUGAUGACGGGGGGUGACGGGCCCGAUCCCAGCGCGCCCGAGUCGGUGGACUGGAGGGGCGGCCGGCUGGACCAUCCAGCCUACUCCCCUGGGCAGGCGCCCCGCCUCAGUGCCUCGGGCCGCCGGCUCCGAGGCAAGCAGGCCGUGUCCUUCCUCGUCGGUGACGCCGAGGGCGCGGGGGCUGCUCUCGUGCCAGCGUCGGAGCCGGGCGGCGGCACGCCCACGCCUCCGCCGGAGGCUGCCGAUGGGUACGGCUGGCUGUGCGGCGAUCUGGCCCGCUGGGUCGGGAGUUUUGCCUUCGGCACCGAGCUGCGCCCCAGCCAGCCACCUCGUGUCGGACUGAGUGGGGCGGGCGAGCGCGGCAUCGCCGCUGGCCGCAGCGGAGGACAUCACCCAGUGGAGCCCGUUGAGCUUGGCCGCAUGUCGGAGUGGCGCGAGGCCAAGCUGCCGGGGGCCUCUCGGCUCCGAGGCGUCGGCGACCUGCUCGGCAAGAGGAUGCUCGGCUACGAGUCACCUCGCCCGUCCGCGCUGGCUCCCUCCGCGGCCCGAGCCGAGGCGGCCGAGGUCGACGACCUCCGUGUGCGCUGGAUCAACUACGACGACGCGGGGGUCAGGUACAGGGGGUGGAAGAAGGUGCUGCAGGAGGCCACUCAGGAGAGCGCCCAGACGGCUGGGCUCAGAGGGCCCCCGGUGUGCCUCCCCGUGGGUGGGAAGCUCCACAGGCACGGCAGGACGCCCAAGGUCUGGUUCGCGGAGUGGGCUCGCGGGACGGGCAUCUCGCGCAAGGACCGGGCCUGGCCUGAGGUUGAUUUUCUCAUCGAGUGUCUCUGGCUGGUCGGCAGCGACGACCAGCUGAACGUGGACGCCGCCGCGGCCCUGGAUGCGGUCGCCUGGCGUCUGCUGCAGCACGUGGAGGCCUACGCGGGGGGAGUGGACAAUCCCCGCUGGAGCGCGGCCAAGCACUUCAGCGCCACCUCCUCGGCCCUGGACCUCGUCUCCAAGGGGAUGCGCAUGUACGCCGCGCGGCAGGCCAGGGACGAGCUGGAGCUGAGGCUGAGGGCGACCAGGCCGGCGGAGGCAGAGCAGGAGAAGGUAGAGACAGAGGCGGCCGCGGGCGAGGCGCGCGGCCGCCGGCGUAGACGGCUGCUGCGAGACAUCAACGCGGCCAUUGAGGCACUGAGUUGGAUGCAUGGCGGGGAUCAUCGACCUGCCCCACGGCAGAUGUCGGCGUCUACCGAGAAGAAGAUUUUGGGCCUACAAGCUGAUGUGCGGCAGCGCGUCGUGGAGGCGGCCUCCCGCUGGUGCGACGUUGACAGCGCCGUCAGCGAACGUGGAGCCUUGGCCAGGCUCUUGAAGGGGCGCUCGGGGUAUGCGCCGGCGCCUUCAUGCAGUGUCGGGUCCUACGAGUACUCGAAGGUAUCUAUGCCGAGUGACUUACACGACUCGCCGUCACUCAUCUCGAUGUUGCCUUCGGAGGCGAGGAAACACCUCGAGGAUUUCGAGAAGCUUAUGCUCCGGCCCGCGCAGGAGUCGGAAUUAAUUAAAAAAUGCGAAGGGGUGCCGGGCUGCCACACUGACCCGGCGCUGCAGAAGGAUCCACGUACCUACGGCCGCCUUGUGCGGAGGGUAGCGAGAGUUGGCAUGGUGACUUUCACUCGUGACCCGGCCUGCGUGCUGGGAGUUUUCUUCGUCACGAAAAAGGCCGACAAGCUCAGGCUGAUCGUCGAUUGCCGGCGGGCCAACCAGCUGUUCCAGAAGCCCCCAGGCGUCGCCCUCCUGAGCGGCAAGGGGCUGUCCAGGGUGGAGAUCGACGACCCCGAGGGCCUCCUGGAGGGCUUGCCCGUCCACCUCGGCGUCGGGGACGUCGCCGACUGCUUUCACAGGAUGAGGUUAGCGAAGACGGCGGGGGGCGACAUCCGGCGCUACUUCUGCUGGCCGCCCCUUGCGUCCAAGUACGCCGGCGUCUCCGAGGUCGACGGGGUGGCCGCGAGGCCGGACGAGAAGAUCUGGCCCAUGUGCGCGAGCCUUCCGAUGGGCUUCUCGUGGUCGCUGCACUUCGCCCAGACCGCGAACGCCCAGCGCCUGGGCCGCCAGCCCGCGCUGCGGCAGAGCCAGGAUCUGGCCACUACAUGUAUGUCGACAACGCUGGCGUGCUCGACCUUCGACGGCGACCUGGUGGGCCGCGCCCUGGCGGAGGCCCAGAGGGACUUCGACGCCGACGCGCUGCGCUUCCACGAGAUGGAGGUCUUCGACCACGGCGGGCCCUCUCUGGGCUGGCAUCUUGACGGCGACGCCCGAGUCGCCGGGCCCAGUGACAAGCGCUUUGCCCUGGUACGCCGUGGCGUCCGGGCGUUGCUUCGGCUGAGGAAGGUCUCUGGCUGGCAGGUCGAGGCCGUCCUCGGGCACGUCACCUUCCUGUUCCUGAUGCGUCGGGAACUCCUGUCGAUCUUCCACACGGUGUAUCGGUUCGUUCGGGAGUCCUAUAUGAAGUUCCAGCGUCUGUGGGUCGGGCGCGUGCCUGAGCUCAGCCGCUACCGCCUGGGCGGCACCCGAGCCCGAGAGCACGCUUUCGAGGUUGAGGUGGACCCUGAGAGCGGCGACCGGGAGCGUGACUUCCUGGGCCGGCCCGCGCGGCUCGACAGGGAGGCGAGGGAGAUUCUGGAGGCGGCGCGGUGGGAACACAAUGAGGAUUUUGCUGAGGUGCCCAGCCGCCUCUUUGCCGGCGACCGCUGGCAUACUAUUCUCGCUGAUCGCUGGUUGCACGCCGAUGACAUUUUGCGCCUUGAAGCCAGGGCUGCGGUCAAGGCUGGAGCUCGCGCCCUGCACGUAGAGGCCGUGAAAAACUGUCGGGUCCUGCUGCUCGGCUGGCCCGGGUUUCGCGCGGGCCCCGCUCGAGCGCGGACGACGGAGGCUUUCUUGGUGCAGGUGGCGGACGAGAUCCCAGACAGGCUGGCCGGGGCGCCAGGCCCGGCCGGCCGAGACGCCCCCGCGGACGUCGAGGGAGAGGACGGCAGCGAGAGCGACGACUCCUCGGACCCCGAGGAGAGGGCGGCGACGGCGGCCCGCCAGAGGGCCCUGGGGCGGCGCGGGAAGAACCACGUGUACCCGCGCCUCAGUGCCCUGAUGGGCGCAGCCCUUUCGGGCGCGCGGCCGACACCGCUGGAGGCUCGGUCCGUGACCAGGACAGCUGCUGCCCAGUGCCGCCAGCGCGUCCUCGCCUUCUUGAGCUGGGGCCCCUUCUCAGAGACGGUGGAGGAUCCCGCACGUCGGGACGUCGCCCUGACCGACCUCACGAACCACGAGUUCGAGCAGGAUCGCAAAAACUGGAGGGCGGAGGAGCUCCUGGCGGGCAUCAUCUCUCACUCGCCGCGCUACAAGAAGAACGGCUACGACAAGCCGCGGCUCACCCUGCGCGCGCUGAAGGGGUGGUGCAGGGGAUCGCCAUCUCGCUUGAGAAGGCCCUUGACCGUGGGCAUGUGGGUGUCCUUUGCGGUGGAGAUCGCGAAUUCGGUUUUCCUGAUGGCCGCAGUACUGGCCCUGCCCACGGUGGAGAGGUACCUGCGCCCCGGAGAGAAGCUGGGCCUGACGCUGGCUUUUUUCCGGCCGCCCGCCCACGGCGGGGUGGCCACGGGGGUCCUCCCGCUCUUCCCACGGGAGUCCAGCCUGCUGUCCAAGACCGUCGAGAGCGACGACAACAUCCCCCUGGACUCGAAGCGAGUCUUCCGGGCGCUCUCUAAGCGCCCCCAAGGCUCGGAGCGCCUCCUGGACUGGAACUACCGCGAGUCCGUGAGCGUCCCCAGGCGCUUUGCCGACAACCUGAACGGGGCAGUGGUGCAAUAUCGGGGGCUUCACACGAGGGCCAGCGCCGACCGCGCCGAGAGCCUCAGAACCCAGAAGCAGGUGAUGAAGCGCGAGAAGUGGCAGGCUGUUCGAUGUGUCAGGAGGUGCGGCGAGGCUGGGCGCGUCCACCAGGCGUGGCGGGAGCUGGUCUCCGAGGGUCAG
This is a messenger RNA of Prorocentrum cordatum, 4245 nucleotides long. Lineage: Eukaryota; Dinophyceae; Prorocentrales; Prorocentraceae. The record is from the annotation of a GenBank genome assembly.